This is a messenger RNA of Ilex paraguariensis (yerba mate), 1979 nucleotides long. The record is from the annotation of a GenBank genome assembly. NCBI's taxonomy places the organism in Eukaryota, Viridiplantae, Streptophyta, Magnoliopsida, Aquifoliales, Aquifoliaceae.
CAAUGGAAGUCCUGAAAUCCUCCUUCAUCUGCACCACUCCAUUCAACACCCAACCUUCUAAACCCUCAAAAAACCCCAGAUCCAAAACCAAACCAGUGAUCGUUUUGUCCUCGGUCACACCAGACCCAUGGACUCUCAGUGAUGGUAAUCUCGAAAAACCAAAACCCAAGUCCAAGAACCCCAAGAACCCACUCUCCGAUGACAACGCUCGACGCAUAAUCAAAGCCAAAGCUCAGUACCUUAGCGCCUUGAGGCGUAACCAAGGCUCACGAGCUCAGACUCCGAAAUGGAUUAGAAGAACGCCUGAACAGAUGGUUCAGUACAUGGAAGAUGAUAGGAAUGGAAACUUGUACGGUAGACAUGUUGUUGCGGCAAUUCAGCGGGUCAGAAGUCUUUCCAGGAAGCCCGAAGGGUCGUAUGAUAUAAGGGAGGUGAUGGGCUCUUUCGUUACGAAGCUUAGUUUUAGCGAGAUGUGUAUUGUCUUGAAGGAACAAAAGGGGUGGAGGCAAGUCAGAGACUUCUUUUCUUGGAUGAAAUUGCAGUUAAGCUACCGGCCAAGUGUUAUCGUCUACACUAUUGUUCUGCGAAUGUAUGGCCAAGUUGGCAAAAUUAAGCUUGCUGAGCAGACAUUCUUGGAGAUGCUUGAAGCAGGGUGUGAACCAGAUGAAGUUGCCUGUGGCACCAUGCUAUGUGCAUAUGCCAGAUGGGGACGCCAUAAAGCUAUGCUGUCAUUUUAUUCUGCGGUGCAAGAAAGGGGGUUGACACUCUCAGUUGCGGUAUACAAUUUUAUGCUUUCAUCUUUGCAGAAGAAAUCACUUCAUGAAGAUGUUAUGGACAUGUGGAGGCAGAUGCUUGAUAAAGGAGUAGCACCCAAUCAUUUUAGUUAUACAGUAAUCAUCAGCUCAUUUGUUAAAGGUGGUCUUGCUGAGGAAGCUUUUAGGACUUUUGAUGAGAUGAAGAGCUUUGGAUUCGUGCCUGAGGAGGUAACAUAUAGCCUUCUUAUCAGUUUAAGUUCAAAAAAAGGCAACCAGGACAACGGACUCAGACUUUAUGAAGACAUGAAAUUACAAGGAAGGACCCCAAGUAAUUUCACGUGUGCUUCACUUCUAACCUUGCAUUACAAAAACGAGGAUUAUUCAAAAGCCCUUUCCCUUUUUUCGGAAAUGGAAAGGAAAAAAAUUGUGGCAGACGAAGUUAUAUAUGGUUUACUUAUUAGGAUAUAUGGCAAACUUGGUCUCUAUGAGGAUGCCCAGAAAACUUUUGAAGAGAUUGAGAAAUUAGGCCUACUUAGCAAUGAGAAAACUUACAUAGCAAUGGCACAAAUCCAUCUCAACUCAGGAAAUUUUGAGAAAGCUUUGGGUAUUUUGGAGCAAAUGAGGUCUAAAAACAUUUGGUUUUCAAGAUUUGCCUUUAUUGUCUCAUUGCAAUGCUAUGUAAUGAAGGAAGAUUUGUCUUCUGCUGAAGCUACGUUUCAGGCUCUAUCAAAGACUGGACCUCCUGACGCCAAUUGUUGUAAAAAGAUGCUCAAUUUGUAUAUGAAACUGGGUUUAAAUGAAAAGGCUAAAGAUUUUAUUAUCCAAAUAAGAAAAGAUCAAGUGGAAUUUGACGAGGAACUUCUCAAGACAGUCAUGAAGGUGUAUUGCACGCUAGGAAUGCUAAGAGAUGCAGAACAUUUGAUAGAAGAGGUGAGUAGAAGCAGAUCAUUUGAGGAUAGUAAGUUAAUUCAAGCACUGUCUAUGGCUAUGGAUGGAGAUAUCAGGAGACUUCCCCGAACUGAAGGUGCUUUUGAACCAUUGGACCAACCUGGCACCAUGGCUUUUGGGUUUGUGCUUAGUUUGUAUUUGACGGAUGGCAAUGGCAGUAACGCAGAAGAAAAACUUAAAAUGUUGCUCAAGACUGCAAAUGGCUUGUCAGUGGCCAGUCAGCUCGUUUGCAAAUUCAUUAGAGAAGGCAAGAAACUUACUUAUGUGGUUGCUUAG